Molecule: messenger RNA, 994 nt
Organism: Trichoderma atroviride IMI 206040
Lineage: Eukaryota; Fungi; Ascomycota; Sordariomycetes; Hypocreales; Hypocreaceae
Source: RefSeq, a predicted model, not a curated record
AUGAGUUCCGAUAAACCCUUCGAGCCCACUCUAAGCGACGUCCUAGUCGUGCGCGCCAUGCUGGCCAAAACCACGAUCCUCCCAGAGCUUGUGGGCACCAUCCUGGACUACGCCGAAUAUUGGGCACGAUCAUCUGCCAAAGCUCAGCUGAAUGAAGUUAUUGCCGCGCGCUUCGUUGGACGGGGAGAAUUCGAUUACGAGGAAACCCGAUUUCUGCUUCGAUCUUACCCCGUCGGCCUGACGGAGCGCGCUUAUGAAGCAGAAGAAGACGGCAACGCCGACGACGACGACAGCAGCUCUCGUGAGGAGCGAUUCUCAACUAUAAUCCCCGAUCCUCUACCCGUCUUCAAAGAAUUUGAUCGAGAUUUUUUCCAGCGAGCAAUUAAGAAUGCCUCUACUUUUAGCAGCCCAGCGCGCAAGAUUGUCUUUCGCAUCCGCAGCCACGAUCAAGGCUGGACAACAGACGAUGUGCCGGGCCCGUUUAUGGCCGCCAAAACUUGGUUUGACGCCGGCAUCGAGAGAUUCGAUGCUAGUAGCUCCACAGAUGAAGCAGACGGCAAUGACAUGAAACAGUGGACUGCGCGCAAACUAGGCACAAUCGAGCCACAAGUCAAAGAAGCAAAAGACGCCCACCAAGGCUGGGAUUAUCAAUUCCCCUAUACACACUGGAAGGGCCCGUACGAAAUCCAGCGCAACAGAAUGGCAUCUUCUGAAUUUACAGACUACGAAGUCACUUGGACAUGCUGGGACGUCAUCACGCCAGACUCUCCAGAGGCGUUCGAGUUGAUGAGGGAGGGGAAAGGGAGGAGGGUUGGCGAUGGCCGGUUUGUGAGGAAUCUCAAGCUGGGAGACGUCGUUACCGUAUGGGGAAGAGCCAUGCAUCGCGGGUGGAUAAACACGGUUGAGUCUGUUCAGAUUGAUAUCUAUUGGGCGCUUUAGACGAGACCACAGGUCAGAUGGAAGUCGAUAUGCAAGCAAUCUUCAAUUGUUCAUG